This is a messenger RNA of Papilio polytes (common Mormon), 2807 nucleotides long. It is a transcript of the gene CysRS, whose product is annotated as cysteine--tRNA ligase, cytoplasmic. The transcript is spliced from 12 exons. Gene Ontology annotation, molecular function: ATP binding; cysteine-tRNA ligase activity. The coding region runs from base 138 to 2306 and encodes 722 amino acids. Lineage: Eukaryota; Metazoa; Arthropoda; Insecta; Lepidoptera; Papilionidae. Gene Ontology annotation, cellular component: cytoplasm. Gene Ontology annotation, biological process: cysteinyl-tRNA aminoacylation. The record is from RefSeq and is a predicted model, not a curated record.
CACUGUCAAUGUGUCGGAUGCACUUGCAAUGGAAGCAAGUUUAUCUAGUAAAUUUUAUUAUUAUACGUGGCAAUUGAUUUAGUCAUAGGGAUUUCCUUGUCUAUAAAACCGUUACGUUGAAAUUUUCAGAAAUAAAAAUGUCUAAAAGAUCUCAACCGGUCUGGUCUCCGCCCUCGGCGACGGAAAGACCUGUCUUAAAACUAUUUAAUAGUUUAACACGCCAGAAGGAAGUAUUUAUUUGCUCUAAAGGAAAUAAGGUUAAUUGGUACAGUUGCGGCCCAACAGUAUAUGAUGCCUCCCACAUGGGUCAUGCCAGGUCAUAUAUAUCUUUUGAUAUAUUAAGAAGAGUUAUGUCAAACUAUUUUGGUUAUGACAUAUUGUAUGUGAUGAAUAUAACUGAUAUUGAUGAUAAAAUAAUUAAAAGAGCUCGGCAGAAUUAUUUAUAUGAUAAAUAUGUGAAAGAAGCUAAACCUCUAAGUGAUACAAUAGAUGAUGCAACAUCUGUCAUAGAUUACUAUGAGCAAGUGGUCAAAGACACUGCAGACCCAGAUAAAAAGAACACUAUGCAGAAAAUGUUAGAUAAUGUUGCAUCUGCUGUGAAAGCUUUGAAACAGGCUGUGGAAAGUAAGAUUGAUGAAGAUAUUAUCAAAGCAAAAUGUGAUCUAUUAAAAUCAGCAAAAGAUCCAAUAUCAGAAUGGCUGGAUAAUAAGCUUGGUGGUACUGUAAAAGAUAAUGCAAUAUUUACUGCACUGCCAAGGUAUUGGGAAAAUGAAUUUCAUAAGGAUAUGAAAGCAUUAAAUGUUUUACCACCAGAUGUACUGACAAGAGUGAGUGAAUACAUACCACAGAUUAUAACAUUUAUACAGAAGAUAAUUGACAAUGGCCUAGCAUAUGAAUCAAAUGGUUCAGUUUAUUUCAAUGUGAGUGAGUUUGACAGUAAAGAAAAUCACCAUUAUGCUCGACUUGUCCCUGAAGCUUAUGGGGAUACUAAAUCUUUACAAGAAGGAGAAGGUGAUUUAACGGAUGACACAGUAGAGAAGAAAUCCGCCAAUGACUUUGCCCUGUGGAAGCGCAGCAAGGCGGGCGAGCCGGCGUGGCCGUCGCCGUGGGGCGCGGGCCGGCCCGGCUGGCACAUAGAGUGCUCGGCCAUGGCGGCCGACGUGUGCGGCGACUCGCUCGACAUACACACCGGCGGCGUCGACCUCAAGUUCCCGCAUCACGAUAACGAGUUGGCGCAAAGUGAGGCGCAUUUUGAUAAGGGUGGUUGGGUAAACUAUUUCCUGCACACGGGUCACCUGACAAUCGCCGGCUGCAAGAUGUCAAAGUCUUUGAAGAAUUUCGUCACAAUAUCUGACGCGUUGAAGCGACACACCGCGCGCCAGCUGCGGAUAGCCUUCCUCUUACACGGCUGGAAGGAAACACUCGACUAUUCCGAUAACACUAUGGAAAUGGCGAUACAGAUUGAAAAACUCUUUAAUGAAUUCUUCCUGACGGUAAAAGAUGCGUUGAGAAGUGGAUACGACGAGGACUGCGGAGGCCAGUGGGGGCCGGAAGAACAGCUACUUGCUGCCAAGUUGAGCAGUGUUAAGGAACAAGUGCACGCCGCUUUGUGUGACAACAUCGACACCCGCAGUGCGCUGGACGCGCUGCGCGAGCUGGUGACGUCAUGCCACGUGUUCCUGCGCUGCGCGGCGCCGCGCCCCGCCCCGCUGCUGGCGGCGGCCGCGCGCUACGUCACAGACGUGCUGCACGUGUUCGGCGCAGUGGAGGGGCCCAGGGGAGGGAUAGGCUUCCCUGUCGGAGACGCUGAUGGCCUCGGUUUGGAAGCGGCGGUGAUGCCGUACCUGGAGGCGCUGGGCGCGUUCCGCGCGCAGGUGCGCGAGGCGGCGCGCGCGGCCGCCGCCCAGCCCGUGCUGGCGCUCUGCGACGCGCUGCGCGACACCGUGCUGCCCGAGCUGGGCGUGCGCUUGGAGGACAGGCCAGAUCGUACGGUAGUGAAACUAGUGAGUAAAGAGGAAUUAAUGAAGGAAAGGGAAGAAAAGAAGAGAAUAGAGGCGGAGAAGCAAAAGAAGAAACAAGAGUUGUUAGAAGCGCAGCGCGCGAAAGAAGAACAGAAGAAAAUACCUCCUAGUGAGAUGUUUAAACGAGAAACGGAUAAAUACUCGAAGUUUGAUGACAAGGGUCUUCCCACUCACGACCACGAGGGUAAAGAAGUGAGCAAAGGUCUGCUCAAGAAGCUACAGAAGCUGCAUCAGGCGCAGGAGAAGAAAUACAACGAGUAUUUGGCCUCGCUCAACACCUGCUGAUAUUAAAUAAUGCUGUGAAUUUAUUUGUCUAAGGACGUGAUAUGUACCAGCGUUCGAGUUGGCACGUCGGGCACAAGAGCUCCUUUGUUUCUGACGUGCCAAGUCACUAAGUACUGUAAUUCCGAAUCUGCAUUUUUAAAAGUCAUUGGUAAAAAGUAAUUAGUUUAAUUUUUGAAAAUAUGGUGCAAAGAGCUUAAUUUGUGAUUUGAAAACUAUUUUGUAGUAAUUAAAGGUAAUUUGGUGAAAUUUGUAUUAUAAAUUUAAAAUACAAUUUCAUUUGUUCGAUGUUCGAAAACGGUUUUAAAACAAUAGUAUUUCAUCGUAAUUUAUUUAUCAUUUCCACAUCUAUUUUAGGGCAUUUAUAUUGAUAUUUUUCAUCAGAACUUGCUUCAGUAUUAAUAAGAGUAAUCACAAUUCCUCUGUGUAUUGUAAUAAAAUGUAGACUAAUAUGCUCAAAAAAUCAAAUGGUCCGAAAGUGCUUUUUUAAUUUAUUAAAAUAAA